Molecule: messenger RNA, 2449 nt
Organism: Phycodurus eques (leafy seadragon)
Lineage: Eukaryota; Metazoa; Chordata; Actinopteri; Syngnathiformes; Syngnathidae
Exons: 5
Coding region: 102-845 (247 amino acids)
Biological process (GO): immune response-regulating cell surface receptor signaling pathway
Cellular component (GO): plasma membrane
Molecular function (GO): signaling receptor activity
Source: RefSeq, a predicted model, not a curated record
AUUGCAAAGCCAGAUCAGACAGAGGAAGUUGUGCUUGUGUGUUUGUGGAACCAAAUGACAAACUUGCUGCAAGGAGAAGAUGAGGAGUGUUGCCUUCAACCAUGAAGCACUCCUGGCGCGUGCCGCUUGCGUCUGUCUUGGCAGUGCUGUGUCUCACUUCAAGCGUCAGCUACGGAGAAGACUGCCUGCAAAUCAUGCAGCACAAAAGCGAUCGCAACGUUCCCGUCGGGGGAAACGUCAAGAUUAAUUGCACAUACCGGUAUAUGAAUUGCUCUCAUCCAUCGUACGUCUCCUGGAAUAAGUUGGAAAGCGACAUUUUUGUGCCACUGCCCAAUGACUCUCGUACUGGCGUGAAAUCGGUCCACGUGAGCAACUCGGAUACCAUGUUGUUACUAAGCUUCACAAAUAUACAAGUAAGCGAUGCGGGUUUCUAUCGGUGUCAAAGUGGACUCACCUUAGGACAGAACAUCAAAGUGUCCGUGUACGAUAACCACGUGACGACCAGCAUCUCGCCGGGGAACGAAACUGCCAUGACAGCGGAAGGGCGAUGGAUGUACGCGUACUCCGCCGUAGGCACGAUGGCGCUUGUCAUCGUCGUCGUUUGCAUUUCGGUCAUUUCCAUGCAGCGGUGUAAAAGCAACUCGGAGAGCGCCGAAACCUCCUCGGGCAGCUUCAUGUCCGGCAGGAUGACGUCCAAGGAGGAAAAGCCUUCAGAAAGGAGGACAGAGAAAGACGCGAGCUCCGUCGUGUACGCCGCGCUCCAUCACCAGCCGCCCGCCGCUGCCCCCGCGCCACUGAGGCGGCCCGGAGAGGAAAGUUCCGAGUACGCAUACAUUCGAGUAUGAUGCCGCGCGCGGCUGCCGGCGGAAGAUCGGCAGUUUCGCCCACGGUCGUGCCGGUGAACUGACUACUUUCACGUGAGACUGAAACCAGCAGCUUCCUCUUUCCUUUGUAGGAAGGAGAUGUGACCUUCAGUGGUUAUUUUUUGGAUGUGUUUUAUUUUAUUUUUUGGAAAGAAACAUUCAAAGGUAGCAACACAUCCCAAAAGUUUGUAUAAGCGGAAGGUGCACACAUUCACGUGGGCGUGCUGCGGUUUAUGAAAGUUGUCACCGCAGCACCUGCGUCGUCUGCUCUGCGCAACGUAACGCUCUCGAGAGAGCCGCGAGCGUUUCUCAUCCAUCCCUUGAACACGAAACGGGUGGUUCCUCCUCGUGCUGGAAGUCGAACGUUGACCAUAUCGCACUACAUCGCACUUAAUUGGCUUGGACAGGAGAAGAAGGGAUUGAACAAUGACUUGAGAGACAUUUCAAAGCACAAAAGGGACCUUCUCCAAUGAGCUUGUCAAUUUUGUUGUCAGUUGAAGCUUUUGUUUUGCUUUAAGCAGAAGACAAGGGGAGUGCUUCAUAAAUCAAUAAAACUAAAUACAUUUUCAUGUUGAUAAAACGUCGCGCAACAGUUCGAGCUCCUUGUUGGCAGGUGACAGUUUAUUGGAUUUCGUGUCUAAUUUCACGCCGGAUGACACUUUAAAAAUAUAUUUCAGCUAAUUUCUCCACACGCGCAAAUGACAAAACCGUCAAUAUGUUUGCUGUUAUCUUAAAAGGCCCUGUAAAGUAAAAAUAAAAUAUCUUGUCAAUUUGAAACAGCGAUGUGAACAAGCGUGCCAAAUUUGAAUGAAUCAUAAAAAAAGAAAGUAUAUGCUGUAAAAGGAAGCUCCAAAAUUGUGAAAAUGAGACACCUCCUCCCAGCUCUCUUGACACUCAUUUUUCAACCGUCAAUCAAACAGGUUGGUGUGUACAGCAUGUGCUCAAAUGUCCGUUAGCUCGUUAGUUAGUUAGCAACAGGCUGCAGAACGUGCUACUGGGUUUAAUAAACAGUUCGCUUUCCCCAUUGUGUCUCUGUUACGUGUGGCCACACACAGCAACACCAAGCGAGGCGCUGACACGUGAGACGAAGCCGCCGCCGGUCUAGCUCGCUAGCUCGCUCGUGGGCUAGCAAGCAUAGUAGACAGUUAACUUUCCCUGAAAGUGAAACCCUACAAACAAUUUGAUACCAGUAAUAGACGUCUCGAAACAGUCCAAAUAAAAUACAAAGAACAACACAACACCGCUCAUCACCAAAACAGCAGCAUACCAAAAACUACUACGGAGCGGAAGGCAUUUGGGUUUUUAACGAGGUGGCACUCGUGCGCUGGCUCCCGUUUUUAACACGAGGUCCAUCCUUCCUCGCCCGAGACCAGGAUACGCCGUCGACCUCUGUAACGGUGCGGCUCGUGAAGCCCUCGGAGACUCUGCUGAGAUUAAAAGCUAAAUAAAUAAACUUGACUCGAUCUUGAAUGUGAUUGGCUUUUCCUGAACGCAGCCGCACCCCCAGUGAUGAGACGGUGUGCGCGUGAGUGCAACCCCAUUAUCGCGGCUGUUUCUUUGUACUGACUCUACUUCCAAAGAUUUCA